AGGAAGGCAGAAACUUCUGCAUAGCAUUAACAGUGAUGUACGAUAAGUGAUUUCACUAAGUGCUGAACAUGCAGUAAGUUCCCAGCACUGGAGCAUCAGUUUCCCAAAAAGAUUGUUCAUCUUCCUCGUCUCUAACCAUGGCGAUGGUGGGAGGAGACCUAUUAGGGGAGGAGUCAAGUCCAGGUAGCACCGCCCCUACAGUUACCACGGGCUCCGCCUCCAGUCCUCAGAGUGAAGCUGUAACCAAUGAGCUGCAAGAACUGUCUCUACAGCCCACCCCCAACCUGCUUCCUAUUCAUGAAAGAAAGAAUGUGCUUCAACUCAGACUUCAGCAGAGAAGGACUCGAGAAGAACUUGUUAACCAAGGGAUCAUGCCACCACUGAAAAGUUCUGCUUCCUUUCACGAACAAAGACGAAGUUUAGAGCGAGCCAGGACUGAGGACUACCUGAAGAGAAAGAUUCGCAGUCGUCCAGAAAGAUCUGAGCUGGUCAGGAUGCACAUUUUAGAAGAGACAUCGGCUGAGCCCUCUCUUCAAGCCAAGCAACUUCUGCUAAAACGUGCCCGUCUGGCCGAUGACCUGAAUGAUAAAAUCUCCCAGCGGCCCGGACCAAUGGAGCUCAUUCACAAAAACAUCCUUCCAGUACACAGCAGCCUCAAACAAGCCAUCAUAGAUACCCAGUUUCCAAAAGUCGAGAGCUCAUCGUUCGACGAGGAAAGCAGUGAUGCGUUCUCGCCUGACCAAAUAGUCUGUCAAGACUCUCCUCCUCCUGGCUCCACCCACUUAUCGUCUCCACCUGCGAUACCUGCCAGUGAAACCACACCCAAAAAGGUCCCGCCCGCUCCUCCUCCGCCUCCACUGCCAAACACAGCUGGCCCCGCCCCCCAGCAGAAACUGGCCAAUGGUACAACAGGCCAAAAGCAAGCUUCUGCAUUGCAAAAGGGUGGUAAAGCGUCAAACGAACGGCCUAUUCAGCGCACUAAAAAGGUUAAGGACAAUAAGCCAAAGGUAAAGAAGCUGAAAUACCACCAGUACGUUCCUCCGGAUCAGAAGGCCGAGCGUGAUCCUCCACCAAUGCUCGACUCCUCCUACGCCAAACUCCUCUAUCAGCAGCAACUCUUCCUUCAGCUGCAGAUCAUCAACCAACAGCAGCAAAACUACAACUACCCUACCAUCCUACCGGCACCGCCCAAGCCUCCAGCUGACCAACAGCCUUCUUCAGCCAAUGGCUCUUCACCAUCCAGGAAUGCCCCGCCCCCUCAAUUAACAUCCACUACUUUCCACCUUACCGCAAAAUUUGGGCCUCUGCCUCCCAACUUGGAUGAGCUUAAGGUGGCAGAGCUGAAGCAGGAGCUGAAACUGCGUGGCUUGACCGUAUCUGGAACCAAAAAUGACCUUAUCGAACGGCUGAAGAACUUUGAGGAACAAAACGGUGGAAAUAUGCCAACAUUUUCAAGCAGCAACACAACACAACAGCAACCAGGCCCACCCUCAGGCAACGUCCCUGCCGUAGGAGGGGCCUCUUCCCCUCGGCAAUCAACGGAUGGCAAUACGGUGGCUUUUUCGAUCCCAUUGGCUGCCACUGCAGAACAGGGCAGGACUAGGGCGACAGCUCCGCAGAUGAUGCCGUUUGGCAGCACUAGCUCCUCCCCUCCCGUUUCGCCCACUCACUCUGAGCGCUCAUUGGCUGGGAUGAGUCCAGAUGAAAUGAGCUGUAAUGGGGAUGCUUUUGGUGAAAUGGUGACGUCUCCUCUUACCCAGCUCACCUUGCAGCCCUCUUCCCCUUUCACAACAACAGUCCGCAUUAAGGAGGAGCCCAACAGCCAGGCACCCCGGUCCUCCUGUUGUCUGGCAUCCACUACAGCGCCCCCUGUAGACAAGGACCGGAUGCUGCAGGAGAAGGACCGGCGCAUUCAGCAGCUCACGCGCAUGCUGUUGCAGAAGCAGCAGCUGGUGGAGUCUCUCCGCUCACAGCUGGAGGGCAAACCGGUCCGAGUGAAAGAGGAAUCUGCUGAUGUCAGUAUAGAGAUGGUCACAGCCGCUGUGAAAGAAGAGGUCAUAGAGGUGCAUGAAGAGAGUGAGAUGGCCACAGAGCCUCAGGCCCUCCCGCAGGCAGCGGAGACGCAGAUGCAAGCGCAGCUGCUGCAGCAGAGGUUGGAGCAGGAUCGGCAGCAACAGCUAGUAAUGCAACAGAAUCAGCGUAACCUGCAGCAACAAGCGCAUCAGAGGAAGAGGAAAACAAACAAACAUCCCAACCAGAUGCAGGCCAAACCGCAUCUGCAAAAACAACAGGUGUCUCAGUCUGACACUAACCAGCAGUCAAGUCACGUUUCUGCAGUCACAUUGGAUGUACCUAAAUCUAACUCCGCCCCCACAAUUGUGAUGGACAGCAAUGGCAACCAGUUCCUGCUAACUCUGUCAAAUCAAAACACAGAGACCCCAACCCGAGGCCAACCCAAGAGCAAAACGACCAAUCAUAUCACGCUUCAGAGACUACAGUCCACACCUAUCAGGCCACCCAGCCAAUCAGUCGCUGAAUUGCCUAAUAACAAUAACCAAUCCGAACGGCCCAUACAAACCGUCAUUUUGAAGCAGCCAAUCAAAAAGGCACUAAAGCCAGAUCUUAAAGUGACAUACAAUUACAAAAUGUCAAACUCUGCAUCCAUCUCAACGUCAUCCAAUUUCCAGACCUCCAUUUCUCCAAUGGAUUCAACAACCAACACCAGACCAACAUCUCCAAACAACAACAACAACAACAAUGAAAUGAUGUGUCAGGACCAGCGACCUUUGCUCUCUUCUCCGACCUCCAGUUUGUGUUCUCCCAGUCCCAUUGGUCACCAGGAAAAUGGCUGUAACCAGCAGGUUGAUGACCUGUUUGACAUCCUAAUUCAGCGUGGAGACAUAUCAGAAAAUUUCAAAUCCACCCCUGAUCCCGUUCUCGAACGGCUCCGCCCAAAUACGCCUCUUUCAUUAAGCCCCUUUCCUAUCACAGUCACCACCCCUCCCUCUGAUCUGCCCCUCAAAACUUGGAUUUUAGAACCUCAACCUCCAUCUAAUACCCACACCAACCGUGAGACGGGAAGCGGCCGUCUUGAAGAUUUCCUGGAAAGCACUACUGGCAAACCAUUGCUGGGUGUGGAGCCCGGAGGACCCAUGACGCUAAUCGUGGAUCUCCACAACCAAAUGCUCAGCACACCGAGUAUCCUCGACCACCCUUGUUCGCCAAUGGAUACGUGUGACCUGAGUUUCACUAGUCACUCGGUGUCAGACUCCAUUCCUGACAGUAUGGAUUGGCUAGACUUUGGAAUGGGUGGUGUUGGAGGGGAGGGGCCAGGGAUGAUGAACCUGAACGGACACGCCCCCUCUAGCUUAUUUUCGGCAGACUUUCUGGACACGUCGGAUCUUAAUUGGUCCACCUUUUAGCUUGUGAGGUUUUCUUGGAUGCCAGUCUGAGCCAGGAUUAUCAUCCUUCACUUACUAAAGGUUUUAUAAUUGUUUCGUGCAUUGACUUUUCUAGUUCAGAACAACUGAUGAAUUAGAUAAGAAACUUGCUACACUUUUCCUUAACCCUAACCCACUCAAAAAGCAAAAAUAUGCGCACACACGUACAUCUCAAAGAUUUUUAUUCUGUAUUUAUUUGAUCUGAAAGAUAGCAUUUGUUCAUCUGCUGUAAUUCACUAAAAUGUUAUAUAUAUUUAGCAGAUGCUGUUGUGACACUCUCCAGAUGAAACACUCUUUCACAAAUGUCUCUGCGACAUACGUGUGGUUACUGGUAGUCACAAAAAAACCAAGCAAUCUGUUUCUUAAUAGUAAAUGCACAUACAGUGUUGGUUUUUUUACAGCAACUAAAUAUAAAAUUUUGUCAUUUUAGAUGCUGAAGCAUCUUUUUGAGCUCGCUUUACCAAAUAUAUUUGGCCAGCCAAUCCAUAUACUGCGUAUUGAAAACAUAUCCGUAUCUGUCUGGAUAUUACUAUUUAUAUAUAGUUUUUUACUCUUUCACAUCGCAAAAAUAAGCCAAUUUAAAGGGGCCAUAUCAUUAAAAUCUUACUUUUUCCAUGUUUAUGUGCUACAGUUGGGUCAUCAGUGCUACUAAAAAAGAUCAACCCAGUAAUGUAGUUUUAGUAAACUAUUUUCUGCAAGCAUGUGAAAAAAUAGGUAAUUGAAAUUUGGCUCCCCUUGUGAUGUCAGAAGGGGAUCUUAUUAUAAUAAUAAUAAUACCGCCCCUUAAUCUGCAACUAUCCAACCAUUUAAUGCAAAGAGAAAAAGAAAGAGAAAAUAAUUGACAGUUCAAUUCAAUUUCGAUUUCAACCGACUGGCGAUUAGUGUUUGCAUUUCAUCAGCUCAUUUGCAUUUUAAAUGACACACGCCAAAAUGGCACAUUUUAAUAUAUAAAGAUAUAAAUUAUCUAUAUGGUAUUUUUAGCUAAAACUACUCUAGGGAUAUCAAAAACUUAUUUUACAUCUUAAAAAAGUCUUGUGAAAUGUCCCCUUUAAAGCAUUCCCAUUUAGGGCAAU
This is a messenger RNA of Paramisgurnus dabryanus, 4513 nucleotides long. The record is from RefSeq and is a predicted model, not a curated record. Lineage: Eukaryota; Metazoa; Chordata; Actinopteri; Cypriniformes; Cobitidae.